Messenger RNA from Diutina rugosa, 1551 nucleotides. RefSeq names its product DNA-binding transcription factor (gene CRZ1). NCBI's taxonomy places the organism in Eukaryota, Fungi, Ascomycota, Pichiomycetes, Serinales, Debaryomycetaceae. The transcript has a single exon. The record is from RefSeq and is a predicted model, not a curated record. Gene Ontology annotation, molecular function: RNA polymerase II cis-regulatory region sequence-specific DNA binding; DNA-binding transcription factor activity, RNA polymerase II-specific. The coding region runs from base 1 to 1551 and encodes 516 amino acids. Gene Ontology annotation, biological process: regulation of DNA-templated transcription.
AUGGUAAAGGAGGAGAUUUUUAAUUUCUUAUCGUCCCCAGAGGAGGACAAUGGCGUGCCUCUGUUUUCAAUCGAGGAAAUGACGGUUAGUGAGACGGUCAUGGGCAACGACUACCUCCACCCCAAUGAUUUCCUCAACCCCAAUACCCCCGGUCACUCGGCCCAUUCCGACGUUGGCAGCCACUUGGGCACCCCCCUGGUGUACCUGGCCACGCUGGAUGCCCUGUCGCUCGUCAACUCCCCGUACUACGACGCCAUCUCCUACCAUCUGGCCAACCCUCCGGCAGGCUCGUAUAUCGAAGAGCAAAACAACCAUUUGAGUUUACAAUAUAACCGCAGUGGCCAACAAGCUCCCCCGACGUUUGAUAUCUCGACGUUUGACCAGGAAAUCCCCUUGGGUCAACUGGUACUGUCAACCAACUUGCCGGGACUCCUGUACGACACGCUGGGGCUGGGGUUUGACCCCAACGCCUUUUUGAGUCAACAGGCCACCCCACAAUCGUUCCACAGUGCCAACAGUCCGAGUAGUCCGAACUAUGGCCAAGGUGCCGGUGUGGGGGGCAGUCAACUUUCUCAGUACCAGGAACCUCACGUACCAACUGCUCCCACGAUUGAACAACUGCCGAUGUCGUUUAGCAAGUUAACGGAGAACAACCUUCUGGCAUACAACCAACAACAAACCCACACCGAUGACGGUCUUCUAUCUACGAGAUAUAACUCGCAGCUGUUUCCUGUUAUCAACAUCCAGCAAGCACCAGAACUCACGGCGGCUAAGACACCUUCGUUGUUCUCAAAUUCUCUGGCAAACUCGUCAGUUAACUCGCUCAAACCGAAGCUGGAACUGAAUUAUAAUCUCGUUCCCAAUUCACAUCUUGUGACGCUGCCUGGCUCCGUUAUCAGUGAUCUGGGCCAUCUUCAGCCUGACGAUUCUCAACGUCGAGGACGCAAGUUCUCGCAGAACUCGAGCCGCAGUCGUGGUCCUCUGCGACUGCCGGUUCGUGAUACCCUUCUGCCAGCUAGAAGUGACAUUCUGAGUCAUUCGGAAGUCAGCAAUAAUGGAUCUGUUAGUAUUAACGGUACCACUAACCGCGAAAAGAUCUUGGAGUUGGCCCUGCCCAAUGUCCUGCUGAAGCGAACUCAAAAGCACCCCAGUGUUUACGCUUGUCAUCUUUGCGAAAAGAGGUUCACCCGACCAUACAAUUUGAAGCUGCAUCUACGAACACAUACCGACGAGCGACCAUUCAUCUGUAACGUUUGUGGGAAAGCCUUUGCUCGACAACAUGAUCGUAAGCGACACGAGGAGUUACACACGGGUGAGAAGAAGUUCCAGUGUAAAGGUGUUCUCAAGGAUGGCACUCCCUACGGGUGUGGUCGGAAGUUUGCUCGAGCUGAUGCUUUGCGGCGACACUUCCAAACCGAAGCGGGUAAGGAGUGUAUUAGGAUGUUGAUUGAGGAGGAAGAGUUCGAAAAGGGCGUGAACGCAGCUGACUUACUUGACCCUCUGAAUUACGGUUUGCCCAGUGUUGCAAUUCUGCCACCCCCAGACAAUUAA